AUGGGUAGUUCAAUAUGUAUAUUUGGGCAAUUCCCAAACUGUCCGUUAUUUAUUGGCGAUCGAAUUCGGGAAGUUACUUUACUACCGAUGAAAAUGGAUCACUUUGAUAUCAUCCUUGGCAUGGAUUGGUUGUCUAAACAUCGAGUGACCAUCGACUGCAAAGCCAAACAAAUCAUCUUCGGUCACGUCAAUGAACCCGAAUACGUGUUCCAGGGUGUUUCACCUGAGAAGGGAACUCGUGUUAUCUCAAAAGUAAAUGUUAAAGCAAUGGUAUGGCAAAGAUGUGAAGGAUUAUGCCUUAAACUUGAAGAUAUUCCUGUUGUUAAUAAAUUUCAAGAUGUCUUUCCAGAUGAACUUCCAGGAGUUCCUCCGGAAAGGGAAAUUGAAUUUACAAUUGAUCUUGUUCCGAGAGCUGCAUCUAUCUCAAAGGCUUCGUAUCGUAUGGCUCCGACCGAAAUGAAAGAACUUAAGGAACAACUUGAAGAUCUUUCUAAUCGUGGUUUCAUUCGACCCAGU
Molecule: messenger RNA, 516 nt
Organism: Cynara cardunculus var. scolymus (artichoke)
Lineage: Eukaryota; Viridiplantae; Streptophyta; Magnoliopsida; Asterales; Asteraceae
Exons: 1
Source: RefSeq, a predicted model, not a curated record